Molecule: messenger RNA, 324 nt
Organism: Funneliformis geosporum
Lineage: Eukaryota; Fungi; Glomeromycota; Glomeromycetes; Glomerales; Glomeraceae
Source: the annotation of a GenBank genome assembly
GAAUCCACUACCAUUAAAACAUCAAUAUUAGCAUUCAUGGAUGAUACCUUGUGGAUCGCAAAAUCAUGGGAGGAUUUGGACCAUAUCAUACAUAUAGCGGAUAGCUUCUAUCAACUCAAUUCUAUUAAAGUGAAUUGGGAAAAAUCUGUUUUACUCACAAAUCGUAACGAUAAUAAUAACGUAUUUACUUGCAUUAUCAAUGGUACUCCUACUGUAAUUCCUCCGCUCUCACUCAACGAAUCUACAAGAUACUUAGGGAUUUGGAUAUCACUCAGGCCUCACAUAUAUAUUCAAUACUGUUCUUGUUCCGAGGAUCGAAUAUAG